Molecule: messenger RNA, 768 nt
Organism: Eutrema salsugineum
Lineage: Eukaryota; Viridiplantae; Streptophyta; Magnoliopsida; Brassicales; Brassicaceae
Product: thioredoxin-like protein CXXS1
Exons: 3
Coding region: 182-562 (126 amino acids)
Source: RefSeq, a predicted model, not a curated record
GACGGUCACACUUCUAUGACUCAUCCAAUACUUUGUCAUCUUUGUCCCAUCAUGCAAGUAGAUAAACACUGAAUCACCGAAUCGUAUUAUUUCUUUUACAGGGGAAACAAUAAACCAAAUUUACAGGAGAAACAAGAAAAGCCAAAUCGUUAAAAAAAAGAAACAAAAAAGGCUUGGAGAGAUGGAAGAUCAAGAACUGCAGAAGAAUUCACGUGUUGUUAAAGUCGACUCUGAAGAAUCAUGGAACUUUUAUGUGAGCCAAGCCAAGAAUCAGGGUUGUCCUAUUGUGGCUCAUUUCACAGCAUUAUGGUGUGUUCCUUCUGUGUUUAUGAACUCGUUCUUCGAAGAUCUUGCGUCGAUCUAUAAGGAUGCUCUGUUUGUCAUAGUUGAUGUUGAUGAAGUCAAGGAAUUAGCGAGACGGUUAGAGGUGAAGGCGAUGCCGACUUUCCUGUUCUUGAAGGAUGGUAAUACGAUGGACAAACUUGUAGGCGCAAACCCUGAUGAGAUCAAGAAAAGGGUCGAAGGUUUCGUUCAGUCCUCUCGCGUUGUUCAUGUUACUUAGAAAAAUUUAGUGAUCCAUGGUAAGAGUGCUCAAUCCCAAUAAGGUUUGUGUAAAAGUGUAUUUUAGUUUGCGACUUUGGAAUAUGGUUUGUGUGAAAUUGCGAGUGUAAGUAAGUGUAAAUUUGUUUCUAAACUUUUGCUUCGACUAUGGAGCUUUAAGGAACUGGAGGUAUAUAUGUUUUAUAUUAAAAAAAUGGCUAAAUUAUU